This is a messenger RNA of Stylonychia lemnae, 801 nucleotides long. NCBI's taxonomy places the organism in Eukaryota, Ciliophora, Spirotrichea, Sporadotrichida, Oxytrichidae. The record is from the annotation of a GenBank genome assembly.
AUGGAAUCUUCUUGCUGUGGAACUAGUUCAAACUAAACAUAGGGUUGUUGCCCAAAUGGCUGCACAUGCACUGACUGCAAGUGUGGUCCCAACUGCUCCUCAUCUGCUUAGAAUAAAGCUGAUGCCGCUGGAUGCUGUGCCAACGGAUGUACCUGUGUUGAUUGCAAAUGUGGUGCUAAAUGCUCAAAGAAUCAAGUUGCUAGAGUUAGAAAACCAGCACCAUAAUUUGAGGCUGUAGCAUGGUUCAAUGGCUUCAAGAAAGUUAAGCUAUCAGAUUAUGCUGGUAAAUACGUUGUGCUUUUCUUCUGGCCACUUGACUUUACCUUCGUUUGCCCAACUGAAAUCGUUCAAUUUGCUGACAGAGCAAAGGAAUUCAGAGAGUUCGGAUGCGAAGUCCUUGGAUGCUCAAUUGAUUCUCAAUUCGUUCACAUGGAAUACACCAAAAAGGACAGAAAGAAGGGAGGUCUUGGCAAGAUGGACAUCCCACUUAUUGCUGAUGUUACCAAGGAUAUUGCUAGAAGAUAUGGAUGCCUCAUUGAAGAUGGUGAUGAUGCUGGUGUAGCAUUCAGAGCAACCUACAUUAUUGAUAAGACCCAAACAGUUAGACACAUUAGCAUUAGUGAUCUCCCAGUUGGAAGAAACGUUGAUGAGACAAUCAGACUCGUUAAAGCUUUCCAAUACACUGAUGAGUUCGGUGAAGUCUGCCCAGCUCAAUGGACUCCAGGCAAAAAGACCAUGCACGCCGAUGCAGACAGUGAGAAGACCCAACAAUACUGGGAGCAAGAACACGGAAAAGAAUGA